Messenger RNA from Electrophorus electricus (electric eel), 13605 nucleotides. The record is from RefSeq and is a predicted model, not a curated record. Lineage: Eukaryota; Metazoa; Chordata; Actinopteri; Gymnotiformes; Gymnotidae.
ACACACUAGCGCUCUGUCACCUUUCGUACAUGCUGGUAGCUAGAGAGAAGCGGCUGAGAGCAGUUCCAGAGAGGUGGAGUGGGUGGACUGCAGCCCCUCUCGCUCUCUUUCUCUCUCUUUGCUUCUGCUUCUGUCUUACUACGACUCCGAAGACCGGUGAUAUCAGGUGGUGUUCCUCCACCUCUGGGCAGGACAGUCGCCUGUUGCAAGCUGGACACGGCCGCCCCGAUCCGCCCGCCACCCCAACACCUCGCUCCGGCCUCCCUUUAGCCCUACAGGUGUGCGGAGAAACCACCAUGGCGCACGCCGCCUCACACAUCAAGAAGGCCCGCGUGGAGAUGGAACAGGUGCAGGUACCCGACCUGAAGGCGCUGGAGAAAGCCCGUGAGAGGAGAAGGCGCUCCCGUGAGCGGGCCGAACGCAGGCGCAAGUCAGACAGCAAUACCAGCUUCCUCCGGGCGGCGAGAGCUGGCAACAUCGAAAAGGUCCUGGAGUACCUUAAAGGUGGAGUCGACAUCAGCACCUGCAAUCAGAAUGGGCUGAAUGCUCUGCACUUGGCCGCAAAGGAAGGACACAUGGAUUUGGUCCAGGAGCUGCUGGAUAGGGGAGCCACAGUGGAUGCUGCAACCAAGAAAGGGAACACAGCCCUCCACAUUGCCUCUUUAGCGGGACAGGGAGAGGUGGUGAAAGUCCUGAUCAAGCGUGGAGCAGACAUCAACGCACAGUCCCAGAAUGGAUUCACUCCCCUGUACAUGGCUGCACAAGAGAACCACCUGGAUGUGGUGCGCUACCUCCUGGAGAAUGGAGGAAACCAGAGCACUGCAACAGAGGAUGGCUUCACUCCUUUGGCCAUCGCUCUGCAGCAGGGCCAUAACCAGGUGGUGUCUAUCCUCCUGGAGAAUGACACCAAGGGCAAAGUGCGCCUGCCAGCACUGCACAUUGCUGCCCGCAAGGACGACACAAAGUCUGCCGCCCUGCUGCUUCAGAAUGACCACAACGCCGACGUUCAGUCCAAGAUGAUGGUCAAUAGGACUACUGAGAAUGGAAAGAGUGGCUUCACACCACUGCACAUUGCGGCACAUUACGGGAACGUGAAUGUGGCGACUCUGCUCCUAAAUCGAGGGGCUGCUGUUGACUUUACUGCGAGGAAUGGCAUCACGCCUCUGCAUGUGGCAUCUAAGAGGGGUAAUACGAACAUGGUUCGUCUGCUGCUGGAUCGAGGGGCACAGAUUGAUGCCAAAACAAGGGAUGGCCUCACACCUCUCCACUGUGCGGCGAGGAGUGGGCACGACACAGCAGUGGAGCUCUUGCUGGAGAGAGGUGCCCCUAUUUUAGCCAGAACCAAGAACGGUCUCUCCCCUCUCCAUAUGGCAGCGCAGGGUGACCACGUCGAGUGUGUCAAACACUUGUUGCAUCACAAGGCCCCUGUGGAUGAUGUUACGCUGGACUACCUGACAGCCCUCCACGUAGCCGCCCACUGCGGCCACUACAGAGUCACCAAGCUUCUGCUGGACAAGAGAGCCAACCCCAACGCUCGUGCCCUGAAUGGCUUCACACCACUUCAUAUUGCCUGUAAGAAGAACAGAGUGAAGGUGAUGGAGCUACUGGUCAAGUACGGGGCUUCCAUCCAGGCUAUUACCGAGUCUGGUCUCACCCCUAUACACGUGGCAGCAUUCAUGGGCCACCUCAACAUAGUUCUCCUGCUGCUGCAGAACGGAGCCUCCCCUGAUGUUAGCAACAUACGUGGAGAGACUGCCUUGCAUAUGGCUGCACGUGCUGGCCAGGUGGAAGUGGUGCGCUGCCUGCUAAGAAACGGAGCCAUGGUGGACGCUAGAGCCAGAGAGGAGCAGACACCUCUCCACAUCGCCUCCCGCCUGGGCAAGACGGAGAUCGUCCAGCUGUUGCUCCAGCACAUGGCUCACCCGGAUGCAGCCACAGGCAGCGGCUACACACCCCUGCACAUCUCGGCCCGCGAGGGCCAGCUGGACGUGGCAUCUGUGCUACUCGAGGCUGGCGCCGCCCACUCCCUGCCCACCAAGAAAGGGUUCACUCCCUUGCAUGUGGCAUCUAAGUACGGAAGCCUCGAUGUGGCCAAACUUCUCCUGCAGCGGCGUGCCCCUCCAGACUCCCUGGGGAAGAAAUACAUAGAGGCUAUGUUGACUGCAAGAGCACCGAAUGGUCUCACACCUCUCCAUGUCGCUGUGCAUUAUGAUAACCAGAAGGUGGCGCUGCUGCUUUUGGACAAAGGGGCAACUCCCCACGCCACAGCCAAGAAUGGAUACACCCCUCUUCACAUAGCGGCGAAGAAGAACCAGAUGGACGUUGCCGGUACCCUGCUGAAGUUCGGGGCGGAGGCCAGUGUCCUGACCAAGCAGGGAGUGACCCCGCUUCAUCUAGCAGCCCAGGAAGGGAACAGUGACAUGGCUGCCCUGCUGCUACAGAAGGGAGCCCACGUCAACACACCCACUAAGAGUGGACUUACUGCUCUGCAUCUUGCUGCCCAAGAAGACAAAGUGGGAGUUGCGGAGAUCUUAGUUAAACAUGGUGCCAACCUGGACCAGCAAACAAAAUUGGGUUAUACGCCGCUAAUCGUCGCUUGUCACUACGGAAAUGCCAAGAUUGUGAACUUCCUUCUGAAGAGCAAUGCCAGUGUCAAUGCCAAAACUAAGAAUGGAUACACACCUCUUCACCAAGCUGCCCAACAGGGAAACACACAUAUUAUCAAUGUCCUGCUGCAAAAUGGAGCUAAACCCAAUGCCACUACUGUGAAUGGAAACACACCUCUUGCUAUAGCCCGUCGCCUUGGUUACAUCUCGGUGGUUGAUACACUGAGAGUGGUCACAGAAGAGAUCAUAACCACUACAACAACGGUGACUGAGAAACACAAGCUCAAUGUGCCAGAGACCAUGACUGAAGUCCUUGACGUGUCAGAUGAGGAAGUGCUCAAGGAGGCUCCUGAUGGCACUAUAUCUGAUGACUCCUUCGAUGAAGGCGAUGACACCAUGACAUGUGAUGGAGGGGAGUACCUGCGAGCAGAAGACCUAAGGGAACUGGGAGAUGACUCCUUGCCUGGCCAGUACUUGGACGGCAUGAAUUACCUCCGCUUCAGCCUGGAAGGACGAUCCGACAGUCGGUUGCAAAGUACGGACAGAUCCUCCCCUCAUCAUGGCUAUUACUCCCCAAAGCAUGAUGAUCCAAUCCGCAGUUACCAGGCAUCAUCUCUUGCUAAUGAGAUGGACUCGUACAGACUGAGCUGGGGAACAGACAACCUGGACAACAUAGCACUGUCCUCCAGCCCCGCCCAUUCCGGCCCUUCCUCUCCAUGCCAUCACCAUGACAACAGCAGCUUCCUCGUCAGCUUCAUGGUAGACGCGCGAGGCGGAGCCAUGCGAGGGUGCCGACACAAUGGCCUACGCAUCAUCAUUCCGCCCAGGAAGUGCAGCGCCCCGACCCGGGUCACCUGUCGCCUAGUGAAGCGCCAUCGUUUGGCCACCAUGCCGCCCAUGGUGGAGGGAGAAGGUUUGGCCAGCAGACUGAUAGAGGUUGGGCCCUCUGGUGCCCAGUUCCUCGGUAAACUCCAUCUCCCCACUGCCCCGCCCCCUCUGAAUGAGGGUGAGAGUUUGGUUAGCCGCAUCCUUCAGCUGGGGCCACCAGGGACCAAAUUCCUGGGACCGGUGAUUGUGGAGAUCCCCCACUUUGCUGCUCUGAGGGGGAAGGAGAGGGAGCUGGUGAUCCUGCGCAGUGAGACAGGAGAAAGUUGGAAGGAGCAUCACUGUGAACACACAGAGGAGGAGCUCAACCAGGUCCUCAAUGGCAUGGAUGAAGACCUGGACACUCCAGAGGAGCUGGAGAGGAAGCGGAUUUGCCGCAUAAUCACUCGGGACUUCCCACAAUACUUUGCAGUGGUGUCACGGAUCAAACAGGACAGUAAUUUGAUUGGCCCAGAGGGUGGGAUCUUGAGCAGCACUGUGGUGCCACAGGUUCAGGCUGUCUUCCCUGAAGGAGCGCUCACAAAACGUAUAAGAGUCGGUUUACAGGCUCAGCCUGUGAACAUGGACAUGGUGAGGAAGAUUUUAGGAAACAAAGCUAUAUUCAGUCCUAUAGUCACGUUGGAGCCUCGUAGGAGGAAGUUCCACAAACCCAUCACCAUGACCAUCCCUGUCCCUAAAAGUUCCACAGACCCCAUACUCAAUGGCUUUGGAGGAGAUACACCAACACUUCGACUUCUGUGCAGCAUCACAGGUGGAACCACGCCAGCUCAGUGGGAGGACAUCACAGGAACCACACCUUUAACUUUUGUUAAUGAAUGUGUGUCAUUUACCACAAACGUGUCUGCCAGAUUCUGGCUGAUAGACUGCCGGCAGGCCCAGGAGUCGGUCAACUUUGCCACACAGGUGUAUCGAGAGAUCAUCUGUGUUCCGUACAUGGCCAAAUUUGUCAUCUUUGCCAAAACGCAUGACCCCAUAGAGGCACGCCUGCGCUGCUUCUGUAUGACUGAUGACAAGAUUGACAAAACCCUGGAACAGCAGGAGAACUUCACAGAAGUGGCUCGCAGUCGAGAUGUGGAGGUGCUAGAAGGAAAACCGAUAUAUGCAGACUGCUUUGGAAACCUAGUCCCUCUCACCAAGAGUGGUCAGCAUCAUCUCUUCAGUUUCUUUGCCUUCAAGGAAAACCGACUUGCCCUCUUUAUAAAGAUCAGAGACAACACUCAGGAGCCUUGUGGUCGGUUGUCAUUCAUGAAAGAACCAAGAUCAUAUAGGAGUUUGGCCCAUAAUGCUAUAUGCAACUUAAAUAUCACUCUGCCACCAUACUCAAAGGAAUCAGAUUCAGACCAAGAGCCUGAUGAGGAGACCAGUCGAACACUUGGCAAAUAUGAUGAAGAUACUGAAACAUCUACAGAGAUCCUGAAAACGCACUUGAUUCGAGACUCUUCAGCCCUUGCAAGCCCAGACUUAUUAUCUGAAGUAUCAGAGAUGAAACAAGAUCUGAUCAAAAUGACUGCUAUUUUGACCACUGAUUCUUCUGCAAAGUCAAGUCCUAUGCAAGGGGGUGAUCUAGAAAAGGGGGUGGAGGAGGUGUCAGGGGAGCCUUUUGAGAUAAUGGAAAAGGUCAAAGAGGAUUUGGAGAAAGUUAGCGAGAUUCUAAGGAGUGGGACAUAUGAGGAUGAGAUGCCUGAGGAGUCAGCAAAAGCAGAACGCCGACCAAAUGAUGAGGAGUGGGUUCUUCUCUCAGACUGUGAAAUCGAGGAGGCCAAAAUGAUGGCAGCAUUUGAGACCCAAGAGCCACUCCUUAAGGAUAUUCGAGGCAGCCGUGGGACACAGAGACAAAAGGGUGUCAGUGGAACCCUUAAAGAUCAUCUGGAUGUGCCUGCAACUUCUGGAACAGCAUCACGGGUGCCUGUGGCCCAGGAAAAAUAUACUGAAGUCGUUUUGCGCCGAGGUGGUAAAAAGAUUAUACCAACUAUUCACAAAGAUACUAAAACGCACUUAAGUGAAGUGAAAAAGCCUGUUCGGAGAAAAGGUCCUCAGGGACACACGGAUGAACUUCAAACAUCCAGCUCAAAAGCAGGUUCUGUGAGUGAAAGCACAGAAAAAACUCAUGGAGAUAAUUCCCUUCUAAGUAUUCCACCACAACAAAAAAAAUCUCCUGUGUCACCAGUAGUUGAGGAAACACCCAUUGGUUCAAUUAAAGAUAAAGUUAAGGCUCUACAGAGGAAAGUGGAGGAGGAGCAAAGGGGUCGAAAGCAGAAUGGAAGUAAACCUUCUCAUGGAUCUUCUGAAAGGAAGUCAUCCCCAGUAAUCAAAGACCAAAAAUCAUCAGGGCCCAAAAAAACACAAGCUCCAUCCAAAUCACCAAAAAAAGAGUCAGAGAGACUAGAAGAAACUAUGUCAGUGAAGGAACUCAUGAAAGCUUUUCAAACGGGACAAGAUCCUUCAAAAAGAAAGUCUGGACUCUUUGAACACAAAGUAGCUUCUGGACCAAAGAGCACAAAAACAGUUGAAAUAAAAGAACCUCUGUCCACACAAUCCUUAUCUGAAACCUCAGCACUUGUGAGUGAAGUGUCACCUGUUGCAGACAUUUCAACAGACACUGAAGACAGUUCUCAUCAACUUAAGUCAAAAGUGCAGGAUAAAAGUAUUUUGUAUGGCUUAGACUCAGAAGAACCUACAGUACAGUCAGAUAUGACCACUUCAGUUCCCUGUGAUCUACCUAAACACAGAGAGUCUCGGCCUUAUAGUUGCCCUGAAAGCAGUGCACAUGAAGACAGCUCUGACAGUUUAAAAAAUGAAGGUCUGGCUGAUUCACCCUGUGCCAGUAUAGGUGAAGGAGAGGUGCACAUGAGCUCAGAGGAAAGUGACAAACAUGAAGGCAUGGCAGAGACUCCAGAAACAAGCCCUGAAAGCCUGUCAUCACCGAAACAGGAAGGUCAAUCUAUACUUGGAAAGAUCUCAAAAGCAGGAACUGAUACAACCAAAGACAAGACAAGUAAACAGUCUGACUCUAUGUGCACUGGUCAAAAGACAUCUGACAAGCUGGAAUCUACAGCAAGUCUACGACAUUUGAGAAAAGCAGAGGAUUAUCCCUCAAAAAGUGAGUCUGUGUGUGCUUCUCGGGGCAAAACUGUUACAUUUGAUGAUGAAAAAGCCUCUGUUGAUAAGGACAUUCUUUUGGCAUCAUCUAAACCAUCUAAAUCACGGAAACUUACAAAAAGGGGUUCCGAAACAAUAGAGAGUUUUUUGAGUGAUGAAGAAUACUCUGAUGGUCAGCCAUCAUCAACCUCUGCUGACACCCUGGCCACAAGAGCAGACUCAAAAAGUCAUAGAAGUUUAGUGCUGCCUCUUAGACAUCAGGAUUCAGAGAGCAUUAGUCCAGUAGCUGAUGACUCCAUAACUAACAAGGACUCUUUAGAGGGUAGUCCUCUUAUGGAUGAUAACUCCUCUCAUAAAUCCCCAGACUCGAUUGAGCCUAGUCCGACUAAAGAAUCUCCUUGCCGUGACUCUCUAGAAGGCAGCCCUGUAGAGCAGAAUGCCACCUUGGCCUUUCCUCCUACAGUAGAACAAGCCAGUGUGACUUCAGGGCACCUGACAUCCUCCAAAGCUCCCGACUUCCCCCCAGAAAAUUUGCGCAGUAGACUCCUCAGAGACCAGGAAGGUAGUGCCGACGAUGACAGUUGCGAGCAGACAUCUCAGCUGACGAGUUCGGGUAAGAGUCCUCUUUCCCCUGACACCCCAAGUUCUGAAGAGGUAAGUUAUGAGGUCAAUCCUAAAACCCCAGAUCCUUUGGUCCAGUCCAUGUCCUUAAAGGCAUCAGUCAUACCUGAGGAUGCAGAGGAAGAUGAUGAGCCGGAGAGUGGCUUGACCCAGAGGAAAUACACCCCAGAGGAAGAGAUGUUUAAAAUGGCUGCCAAAAUAAAAACAUUUGAUGAGAUGGAGCAAGAUGCAAAAGGCAGAAAGGACAAUAAAGAUAUCUGGUCCUCUCAGACCAUGAUUGUGUCUGAAGCAGGACAGGAAAGCAUGAAACUGAUUGGGCUUGCAUCCAAAGAUGAAACAUCCUCAGUGGAUGGCCAUGGGCCCACUGAGUCCAAACACACAGGGUCAGAGGUAGCACAAUCUGUUGAACCUACUAUUAAAGUACAACCUCCCUCUCCUUUUCCAGCAGGUGUGCAUGACAGCUCUCAAACAGCUGAGGACAUUCAUCAAACCAUGGCCCACACUGCAGCAUCUACAGCUGAAUCAGCAUUGGAGGGACCUCAGUCUGUCUCAGAAAAACAUAACACAAAAGCCCAUCAGAUCCCUGAAGAGCUACAUAAAGAAACGGGAUCUCUUAGUACAAAAGAGUUAGAACAAACGUACAAAAUGUCUUCCAGCAAUAAAGGGGCAGCAAAUGUAACUGAUGAACAAAAAGAGGAAAGCCUGAGAAAGUUGAGUGGAAGCAAAAAUGUUGACAGGGGUGGGAAGCAGGAAGAUUCAUCAGGUGGUGAACAAGAUAGCAGAUCUCAUAGUCAAACAGAAUGUAAUAUAACAGAUGAGGUUAAAGGUGAUCACAUGAGACAUGCAGGGACAUCUGAUAUAGUUUUAAGCAAGGGAUGCUUACAGUCAGAAGCUAAUUCUGUGCCUGUUAUCUUGGGACAAGUAAGGGAAACAUUUAAACCAGAAAUAUGUAUUUAUGAUGACACUGAAGAGGAUGAUGAAGAGGAGGAACCUCCUAAAACAAAGUCUAGAGGGGUAACUGCAAGGGCAGAGGCAGAUACUUGGAAUGCUAUGAGGGAAGAUGAUGAUGCCUUUGAAGCAAGAGUAAAAGAAGAAGAGCAAAAGAUUUUGGGUCUGAUGGUUGAUCGACAGUCACAAGGGGCCUCUCCUGACACCACUCCUGGACGAACACCCACUGAGGAAGGCACACCAACAAAUGAACAAAACCCAUUCCUUUUCCAAGAGGGUAAAUUAUUUGAGAUGACUAGAAGUGGUGCAAUAGAUAUGACCAAAAGGGGCUAUGAGGAAGAAAGUUUUGCUUUUUUUCAAAUAGGAGAACAGCUAAUUGAAGAGGCAGUUGUAGAGGACAUUAGGGAAGAACCUAGUGGAGACCUCACUGGGGAAGAGGCAGAGGUUGGUGUUGAUUUAACCUUGCAGAUUAAAUCAGAAGAAGCUGAUCAAUGUUUACACGAGGCUGUAGAUGUAUAUGUGUUCUCACCACCUGAGGAUGAUCAAUCAGGAAUAGCAGCUAAGUCAGAUGCCUCAAAGUCUAGAAUACCCAUAAAAAUGGGAGUUUCUGCCUCAUCCAAAACCACAAAUACAAAUCAAGUGGAAAAAGAAGUGGUAGAAAUUAAAACAAACAUAGUAGCUGAAGAUAGCUUUUUGGGGAAUGAUCUAUGCUCUUCCGACACUGUCAUAACUGAUGUUCAGACAGCAGUGUCCACAGUUACUAGAUCAGUCUAUUCCCAACAGGACCAAGAGUCCUCAGAUUCCUCUCCUGAGGAUCAGUAUUCUGUAAUAAAAUUACCUCAAAUCCCUGAAAAGACUUCCCCAGCAUCUGAAGGGGUAUCAAAAUCAAAAACCAAGUUGGUUUCUAAAGGUCCCGCUGCCCCUACGCAGAAAAAGUCAUCUUCCUCUAAAGAGGAGGAGAAGCAAAAAUCAAGAAUACCUGUAAAAGCUUCUUCUAUCAAAUCUGAAACAGGACAUGCUGCAUCUAUGAAACGGGCUGAAUCUCUUAAGGACAAAAAGUCUAAGAUGUCUGUAAAAUAUGAAACAAGAAGAAAAUCUGAGACAGACACAGGUCCCUCUAUAAGCUCCAGAGUGACAAGGUCUAUCAAAGCCAGGAGCUACUGUGAAACUGAUUCUACCAAGAAGCCAGCUAAAAAGGACCAGAGUCGUCCAGCGAGUACUGACUUGUCCAGCAAAUCUAAGACAGUACCAUCAAGGCUACCUGUCAGGGGAAAGUCUGGUCAACCAUCUCAUACUUCUACACCAGCCAAAAAAGAGCAGCCCACUGAGAGACGCAAGAACUCUGUUGAUUUUUUUGAGGAGAUUAGUGAUGAGGCAGCUAAACUAGUGGAGAGGUUGGCUCAAGCAGAGAGAGAGAAAGAGGAGGCAGCUGCCAUGUCGGAUGAUGAAAGCAGCACCAUAGAUGUCUCAGUAAUAGAGAGUGAGCCUUUCCCUGACAUGCAGAUGCCUCUUCCUGAGGACCCAUUGGUCAUUAGGCCUCGAUGGGAUGAUCCUGUUGAGACCCAGAUGGAAAGAAUCCCUGCUGAUAAAGCGCAAGUCCGAAGUCAAGUGGCCCUACAGGAUGAGGCUGAUAGGAAAGAGAGUCGAUUGGCAGUCAUAGCUGACCACCUUGGUUUCAGCUGGACAGAGCUUGCUCGUGAACUUGAAUUUGAUGAAGAGCAGAUUAAUCAGAUAAGGGCAGAAAAUCCAAACUCUCUACAGGACCAAAGUCAUGCGCUUAUAAGCCUAUGGACAGAAAGAGAGGGAACAAAUGCUACAGAGAGCACUUUGAUCGCAAAACUCACAAAGAUUAAUCGUAUGGAUAUUGUACAUCUGAUUGAAACAAAGAUCAUCCAGUCCAUUCAGGAUCAGUCAUCACAUACCUAUGCAGAAAUUGAACAGACCAUAUCAUUGGAUCACAGUGAAGGUUUUUCAGCUCUUCAUGAAGACAUGGACAGUCCUAGGUCAGGCAGGCAUACAGAGAUAAGGCCAGAAUCUUGUCAGCAACCUCCAAUGGUAUCUGUGGAGGAUCUUUCUUCUAGUAUGUCUUCCCUCAAUGAUACCCAGAAAGAGAAAAUGCAGACAGACAUAGCUAAAAGUCCACAGAUGUUUGGAGGCUCAGCACAGUCUGGUUUUGAGAUGAUUGGUCUGAAGCAACAUUUCCCAGGCGCUAUCAAACAAGGGGACGAGAUGCCUGAGAUUCCCUCUCAAGCAGUGACUGAGGAGCAAUAUGUGGAUGAGCAUGGAAACCUGGUGGUCAAAAAGAUCACAAGAAAGAUAAUCCGCAAGUAUGUAUCGGCGGAUGGAGUAGAGCAAGUGGACCUAAUGGUAGAGGGAGGUCAGCAAGAAGCUAUCGCUGUGGAUGACACCGAUGGUUUCUCCAAAGUGGUGAAAAGGACUGUGGUAAAAAGUGGGGGAGGUCAGACCAAGGUGACGUUUUCGGAACAAUUACCCGCUGGUGGGGCAACAGCCUCUAAAUUUGAAGUAGAGCCUGUCCAAGGUCGGAAAGUCAGCAAGGUCAUCAAAACCAUGGUGGUGCAGGGGGAACGGAUGGAAAAGCACAUCGGUGAUCCAUCGCUGUCAGCAGAUCUCCCCUCAGCAAAAGACGACUUUGAAAAGGCUUUGAGUUAUGCAGGAGACUUUGAGAAAGUUAUCUUGCCUCAUUUAGUGGAGAAAGAGAUCGUGACGGAGGACGGAUCUGUGGUCAGAAGGAUCCGCAUGCAUAAGACAUGUACUCAGAAGAAGACAGUGGUGAGGGAUGGCCAGGGCAAACACAUGCACUUGGAGCAACUGGAAGACACAGCGGAGGCCCUGCGCCCUGAUGACCUCCAGCAGCACCUGCACCAACUGCUCCAGCGCUACUGCACCCCGGAUGUGACCAACAAGCCGGAAACGGGAGAGGCGGAGGGGGGGGGGGACAGAAGAGGAAAAGCAGGACGAGAAUAACCCAUUUUCCACAGCCUAGUCAAAGUGUGCUUUUCACAUAUACUCGCUGUGCGGCAAGCAUCCUCAAAACCAUGGCAGAAUAUCAGAUUAUGAGCCACAUGCUCAUCACUCUGUUCCUUCACUACCACCAUGACAGACCCCUUCCCUGUUUCAGGGCCCCAUCUUAGAUUUCAUCUUAUUUUCUCCAUUACAAUAAAGCACUUUGUAAUGGAUUGUAAGUUUAAAUUUCUCUUCUUUGGAUAUUGGUCCCAAGUUCUGCUCUUAUUUUCUGUUUGUGACCAAAGACAGUUUUAUUUUCCCAGUGAUAUUUCUUGUUUAAUUAUUUUGACUGUUGUAGUAGAAAAUAUGAACAUUAUCCUAAAUAUGUUACAAAAGGGUCAUCUUGGACAUUAACCUCUUUCUGCAAGAUAGCUGAUAACAUAGGACAUGUAAAUAUGAAAUAAAAUGUAUUCAAUUGAAAAUGAAGGGGAAAACUGCAGCAUGUACCUGCUGAACAUUUGCACCAACACACUACUUCAAUUAAGCAUAUUACCAAUCAUUUACUCAAAUUCUGUCCAGAUGCUUUCGAUAGAUAACCGAUUCUUUAAUAUCUGUUACUAGGGCAUGUUUGCCAGAUACCACAAAGGCAGGUAUAAGUUGGGACAGUAUUGAGGUUGUGUAGAAAUGGAAUGAGUGCUAUUGUGCAGUUCUCCAUAAUACCAGAAUGAGCUUGAAUAAUUGGUAUUCAGUAUAAAUGUGAAAUCACUGUCACCAGUCUGCUGCCAUGGUUUAUUGAAUACUAGAUUUUGACAUGCUUGCCUUUAAUGUGCAUUUAGAAAGUCAUAUUGAAUGAAAGCUUGGCAAACUGUUCCCCACUCAUGCGCUUUGUUUUUCUGUUGGUCCGUCCACAUAUUUUCAUGAGGCCACAACAGCUUUGCACGGUGGACUUGGUCUGCCCUAACUAUGUAUAGUGUGUGUAUUUCCUCACUAUGUUAACCUCCAGUCACAACAAUGCUACCCCCUUGUAUGUGUAAGUGAAAGUAGCAAUCAUGAAAGUUUUGUUCAUUUAAUCUAUAUUUCUUUGUACAUUGUCCAGUUCUUAAGCAUUCACAAUUGUUUAAAGGGUGGAUGUUGUUAAUGGGUGAGUUUCCAUUUGUGACUCUCAAAAAAGACUCUUUCUGUGCUUGUGAUCUUGAGUCUAAUUGUUUCCCAUAUUAGUGGCACACGUACAGUAAUGAGGGUUUCAGAACACUGUGAACAAAGCUCAUCAGAUGUAUGAGGAACGCAAAGAGAAUGUGGAUUUGGAUUUGAUUUGAUUUGUUUUUAUUUCUGAUAUUUCAAAUGGUGUAAAAUAAAAGAAAGUGGUAAUCUCACAUUGAUGCCAUUUUCCUAAGUAUUGUUUCCCCCCUCUAGUCCAUUACUAAUAUAAACAAAAAGGGCCAUUCAAGACGUGAAAAGUAAAAAGUGAAUUUUUGCAAAGGUCUGAAAUAUAUUAUUGCUUUGAUAUAUUACUAACAGGAAUAGACGUUGGGACUAGAAUAUAAAUAAAAACAAUUAUAAGGAUGCAACAAUCUUUUAUGGUUUCAUAUUUUUGCUUCCCUUACUUUCACAGCAUCAUGGCUAUUUACCUUUUUAAAAUAGCAUACUGUACAAUCUUUUGAUUGAAAUUUUUAAUUACAUGACUAUAGUGGCAGUGGCACUUGCAUGAUGAAUACCAAAUAUGAGAAAAGAACUGUAUCUUAAAAUCAACCUGUAGAUUAAAAAUGCUUUUCAGCUAACAUGAACUUUCAAAAUGUACUUUAAUUUACUUAAUUAUGCAUAGAACUGUGCAAAUGCACAGUAACUGCAAAUUUAAUGUAAACUUGAACGAUAUUUUGCAGUGUUCAAUAAAAUGUUCUUUCUAGGCAAACAAGCAACACAUAACCCAGACAAAUGUUGUUUGUUCAGUUUACCAUGACACAGACAAAUACUACUAGAAGUGAAAAGGGAAGAGAGACCUCUUUCUACGUGGUCGGUAAAUUACAGAUCUAUUCCAAACAUCAAUUUAUUCCUACUCUUUGUUUAUUUGGUCUUGCCCAUAGAGAAUGUGUGUAUGUGUGGAUGUUCUCAGUGGUUUUCUUAAUGCAAGUAGCAAGUUGUCUUUUUACAAUAAACAAGUAGCAUGAGCACUGCAAAGCUGUUCUUGAAAUGUAUUACCAUCUUAAAAAGAAAAAUAAUGGAAUCCAGAGAGUAUAAACAGUCACUUAUCUGUUCCCGAUUCAUGGCAAAUGCAGUCCAGGACUGAUGCUGUUUGGUAUUGUUCGUCAUAAUGCAUCCUUGUAAUCAAAAAUGAAAUUCAAAUUUCCUGAAUACACAUCUUGUUUCCAUGUUGGUGAUUACGUACAUAUGGCCAUCUAUAAGGGCAUGUAUUAAUGACUAAGUGAAUAUCAAAAACCAGCAGCUGCAGUGUAUAAAUUACAUAAUAAAUUGGACAUGUAGUUCA